UUCACACGCGACUUCUGCAUUGCGAACAAGAUGGCUGCCCACAGCGCUGUGCUCUCGGUCUCUAAAGUUGUAAGUCCUCUCUGGGGUCGAAACCUAGCAAAUACGGUAAAGGUAUUUGGAACAACUUUGGCAAGUCACCGGAAUAAAUCAUUUUAUGCUAGAGACUUAAUUCCCCCUCCUGCCAAGUAUGGAGGCAGACACACUGUGACCCUCAUACCGGGGGACGGGAUCGGUCCAGAGCUUCUAAGUCAUGUCACAGAGGUUUUCAGGUAUAGCUGUGUUCCUGUAGACUUUGAGGUCGUGAACGUCAAUUCUGCACUGGAGACCGAGGAUGAUAUCAACAAUGCCAUUACUGCGAUCCGCCGAAAUGGAGUCGCUCUUAAAGGUAACAUAGAAACCAAACAUACAAUGCCGCCAUCUGUGAAAUCCAGAAAUAAUCUGCUACGGACAAGCUUGGAUCUGUACGCCAACGUGAUGCACUGCCAGUCCCUCCCUGGAGUCCAAACUCGGCACAAGAACAUUGACAUCCUGAUCAUCAGGGAGAACACAGAAGGAGAAUACAGCAAUCUGGAGCACGAGAGCGCAUCAGGAGUAGUAGAGAGCCUGAAGAUCAUCACCAGGUACAAUUCCCUCAGGGUUGCAGAGUAUGCAUUUCAGCUGGCUCGGGAGAAAGGUCGGCGCAGGGUGACUGCAGUGCAUAAAGCCAACAUCAUGAAGCUUGGGGAUGGCUUGUUUCUUGAGUGCUGUAGGGAAGUUGCCUCCGGAUACCCAGAUAUCACUUUUGAUAGCAUGAUUGUGGACAACACCACCAUGCAGCUUGUGUCCAAACCCCAUCAGUUUGAUGUGAUGGUGAUGCCUAAUCUGUACGGGAACGUGGUCAGUAAUGUUUGUGCUGGCCUGGUGGGGGGGCCUGGACUUGUGCCUGGCGCCAAUUAUGGUCGGGACUACGCAGUGUUUGAAACUGCUACGAGGAACACGGGGAAAAGUAUUGCUGGGAAGAACAUUGCUAACCCCACCGCUAUGCUGCUAGCUAGCUGCAUGAUGUUGGACCACCUCAAGCUUUAUAACUACGCUAACUUGAUAAGGAAUGCAGUCCUCACCACCAUGAAUGAAACCAGGUUGCACACAGCGGAUCUGGGGGGUCAGGGCACCACAUUAGAGGUGGUCCAGUCCAUCAUGAGGAAUAUCCAGAGUAAAGGCCAGCUCACUGCAGAGAUGUAAAACAGCUCUGUCCACAUUGUUUGAAAGAUAUGUUGUCAUCUGUGUGAAUCUGAGCAGGAUUGUGUACGCAGACAAAGGCUGCAAUUUGGUAAAAGGAUGUCCAAACAUUUCCGUUCAAAUUUCUGACCUGAUAUCAAUAAAAGUGUUCUAGUAUCACUCCUGUAGGAUAAUAAACUCUACUGUAACAAUAUUCUCUCCUAAAAGCUUUUGUGUUUAUAUGACCUAUCAGUUUUAGAAAUGUAUCCUUAUAAAUGACUGAUAUAGGGGCCGUUUUCACAGUUUGACAGCAACCACAUACUGCUGCUUUCCACCCUCUGUUUGCUUAUAUAGAUUAUUUAUUUUUUAUGUUUAGUCUACAUAGCAGCUUUUCCAAAUCAACUGUAUCUUCACUGUUUAUGUGAGUUCUUAAUCUUGUUGUCAUAAAUGAUUGCCUAGAAACUGAAAGAGUGCUUAUCCCAGUAUACAUAAUAUCACAAACGACCAAAGUUUAACUGCUGCAAACUCUUGUUUUUUUUUUUUUUACUGAUAUCUUCACAAUAUUUACUAAACUGAAAUAGAGCAUUUUAACAAGCUUAGUGUUUUUCUCAAAAGCAGAGGAUCAUGGUUAUUGUAUGAUUUGCUAUCAAUAAAGAAAUGUAUCAAAUGC
This is a messenger RNA of Cyprinodon variegatus (sheepshead minnow), 1867 nucleotides long. It is a transcript of the gene idh3g, whose product is annotated as isocitrate dehydrogenase 3 (NAD+) gamma. NCBI's taxonomy places the organism in Eukaryota, Metazoa, Chordata, Actinopteri, Cyprinodontiformes, Cyprinodontidae. The record is from RefSeq and is a predicted model, not a curated record. Bases 31 to 1221 code for a protein of 396 amino acids. Gene Ontology annotation, cellular component: mitochondrion. Gene Ontology annotation, biological process: isocitrate metabolic process; tricarboxylic acid cycle. Gene Ontology annotation, molecular function: magnesium ion binding; NAD binding; oxidoreductase activity, acting on the CH-OH group of donors, NAD or NADP as acceptor. The transcript is spliced from 13 exons.